CCUUUUUGCACUGCUCCAUUGAAAGGAAUUAAAAGCAGCUGCGAUGGGGUAUUUGCUGAAAGAGGGUUUGAAGACUCUUUGUGGAGUUAAUCAGUGGUCUUAUGCUGUUUUCUGGAAGAUUGGCUGCCAAAACCCCAAGCUUUUGAUUUGGGAAGAAUGCUACUACGAGGCUGCAACGUGCUCCAGGCAGCCGGGGAAAGAGAAUGCAGACGCUGCUGCUCUUGAUAACUACAACGCCUCUUGGAUCUCUGCAGAAGCAGGGGACAGGGUGCAUUUGCUUGUGAACAAGAUGAUGAUGGACAGCCAUGUUAAUAUUGUAGGAGAAGGGUUAGUUGGAAGGGUUGCGUUUACAGGAAGCCAUCAGUGGAUCCUAUCUGAGAAUUACUGUGGAGACUCUCAUCCACCAGAGGUUGUGAAAGAGGUAUGCCAACAGUUUUCAGCUGGUAUGCAGACGAUUGCAGUUGUUCCAGUUCUUCCCCAUGGCGUCGUGCAGUUUGGUUCGUCCAUGGCUAUAAUGGAGAAUUUGGGGUUUAUCAAUGAUGUAAAAGCAUUGAUACUUCAGCUAGGAUAUGUAUCUGGUGCACUACUAUCACCAAAUUAUGAAGCAAAAGAAGACACUCCAAGAAUUGGGGUUCCAGUGGGGAACUUCACUUCUGGAGGCUUGUCUCUCGAGUCGAAUGCAUGCUCGUUCGACUCUUACAGCUACCCAGGGAACUCGAACCAGUUCCCCUUGGCUGGAAAAAUCCAAUACGGGCUCAAGUCAAGUGGUACCGUGCAUGAAACCACACACUUGAACCAUGAUGGGAUUAGGCACCACAACUACCAAUUCGCAAAUGGUGUUGCAAAAGCUGAGGUUAUCCCUUCGAAUCCCGAGAUGUGGAAGAACCUAAAUACCCCUCUACACGCACCGAGGUCUGCUCCAGGUUUGCCUUCGAGCAGCUUGCCUACUUUUAACUACGGCACAAUAAGAGGUGCUGAGCAGAAGAUGGUGCCCACUACCAGCAGCCAGGACCAUUUUAGUGCCCCCAACGACGUCCUGCAGCCAUUGGUUGCGAAUUCGGGCUCAAUAUACUGUUCUGAUGGUUCUGUCAUUCACUCAUCAGUCGGAGUGAAUGGCGCCAUGAGCAACAGUAAACCAGUAUCAGCCGGUGCUAGUCUACCUAAGAAUGAGAAGCUUCAUAAAGUGGAGCCUUCCAACUCUAAUUCAGUUGACUGUUUCACAUCUAAUUCUUCGCUUGCUUAUAGCUCUGACAGCAAACUUCACCACGUGGACAAUGGGUUCGGACAGGGUGAGUUGAACGACUGCAAAAGAGAGAUGGCGCGGCAUCCAAAUCAAAGCCAUGAUAUGCCUCUGCCUCAGUUUGCUGAGCAUCUAAAUAUGGCUGAGCUUAUUUCUGGAGGUCAGAUUCCUUAUGUGAAUAACUCCAGUUAUGAUGAUGUAUGCAUCCAAACUGAAUCAGGGGGAGAUGACUUGUUCGAUGUUUUGGGGGCUGAUUUCAAGAAUAAAAUGUUUAGUAGUUGCUGGAAUAGUAGUUUGAGUGAUGCAUCAGCCAUAAAUUGGGAUAAUAAAAGUAAUCUGCCACCUAAGAAGAGCCUUGCUUCUUCAGAAGCAUGUUCUGCCAGCCAAGGAAACUCAGAGAGUGGGAUAUUCCCCUCCGACCAUCUAUUGGAGGCCGUGGUUUCUAAGGCUCGACCUUGCAGUAAGCAGAGCAUGGACGAUAAUGUUUCCUGUAGAACGACGUUAACAAAUAUGAGCAGUGCCUCCACGCCCAGUGGUUCACUUCCUUAUGGCCGAUUUGGGAUCUCUGACCAAUUGAAGGGAGAGUUGUUUGGUGUUCCUAAAUAUCUGGCAAAGGCAGGAGCAGUGAGUUCUUGCUCGUUGAGAAAUGGGUCCUCCAACUCCAAGGAAGAAUCAAGAUCUUAUUCCCAAGGAAGUUCCAUUUACGGGUCACAGAUAAGCUCAUGGAUGGAGAAGGAUCAAAAACCAAAGGCAAGUAACAGUGUGUCCACUGGACAUUCCAAGAAGCCGGAUGAAACGGGCAAAACAAACCGGAAGCGUCUUAAACCUGGAGAAAGUCCGAGGCCUAGGCCAAAAGAUCGCCAAAUGAUCCAAGAUCGCGUCAAGGAACUUAGAGAAAUCGUGCCAAAUGGGGCAAAGUGUAGCAUUGAUGCUUUACUCGAACGCACCAUCAAACACAUGCUUUUCUUGCAAAGUGUCACGAAGCACGCAGACAAGCUAAAGCAAACUGGAGAGUCUAAGAUUAUUAGCAAGGAUGGAGGUUUGCUUUUGAAAGAUAACUUUGAAGGAGGAGCUACGUGGGCGUACGAAGUAGGUUCACAAUCUAUGGUCUGCCCGAUCAUAGUUGAGGAUCUCAAUCAGCCUCGACAAAUGCUAGUUGAGAUGCUCUGUGAGGAACGUGGUCUGUUUCUAGAAAUAGCAGACAUCAUCAGAGGACUCGGCCUAACCAUCCUAAAGGGAGUCAUGGAGACACGGAAUGACAAGAUUUGGGCACGAUUUGCUGUAGAGGCGAAUAGGGAUGUGACGAGGAUGGAAAUCUUCAUCUCAUUAGUCCGUCUCUUGGAGCAAAGCUCAAAAGGCAGCACACCUCAACCGAAUGGCAUCAACAACGACAACACCCUAAUACCACAGCAGUUCCACCACGCAGCCCCGGUUCCCUUGACUGCUAGAUCCCGUAGCUUGCAGUGACGGCCACACCUGGUCCGAACGUGUUAAGAGCGAGCAGACAACCCAGAAGCUUCGCCAUGACUAACAUGUUCAAAAAGAAACAAAAACCUCAGCAGCAGAGCUAGCUUUCUCUUCCAAGACUAAACCUGUAGGUAAAAUGAUGCUCCAAAGAAACAAGAACUACUCGUAGCAUUGUAGUGUAUACAAAAAUGGUGAUUACUAGACUUCAUGGGGCUUGGCUUUAAGUUAAUUGGAUGGAUGAGAGGGGGAAAAGAGCAAACUGGUUUAGAGCUUUUGGUUGUUGAUUAGUGUAUAUUCGUAUUAAGCAUGAGAGAUUGUGUUGAUUAGGGACAAGGUGUGGAUUCUGGAACUGUUUCUUUACUUUUUUUUUUUUUUUAGUUUAUGUCAGAAUUGUGGAUUCAUUUGCUUACAAAGUAGUAGUAUGUCUUUGUUUUCUCCUAGCCAGUUGUAUACUGCUGCAUGGUGGUGUUAUUCUCUGCCGGACAUGGCAAGCGCCCUUGUUGAGUUUCGUAGUAGAUUAUGAAUUCGAUUUCCACCAA
Molecule: messenger RNA, 3246 nt
Organism: Salvia hispanica
Lineage: Eukaryota; Viridiplantae; Streptophyta; Magnoliopsida; Lamiales; Lamiaceae
Gene: LHW
Product: transcription factor-like protein
Biological process (GO): regulation of DNA-templated transcription
Molecular function (GO): protein dimerization activity; DNA-binding transcription factor activity
Source: RefSeq, a predicted model, not a curated record